CCAGAGCACCAGCGUUCCUCCCUGCACAAGACCAGGUUCAGCACAAUGGAAACUUUGAAUAAAGCAAACACGAGCUUUGCUCUCGACUUUUUUAAACAUGAGUGUCAGGAAGAUGGCGACAAGAAUAUUUUGUUCUCCCCUUUGAGUAUUUCAUCUGCCCUGGCCACUGUUUACUUGGGAGCCAAAGGUAACACCGCAGAUCAGAUGGCAAAGGUACUUCACUUUAACAAAGUUGAAGAGGCCAGAAACAUCACCACAACCAUAAAAAUGCAGGUCUACUCCAUAACACGAGAGCGUGUAUCAAAUGGACGUGCCUGUUUCCAGAAGACAGAAAUUGGCAAAUCGGACAAUAUCCAUACUGGGUUCAAAGCACUCAACUUUGAAAUCAACCAACCCACUCAAAAUUACCUACUUAAAAGUGUCAACCAGUUAUUUGGAGAAAAAACAUUGCCUUUCAGUAAGGAUUACUUACAGUUAGCCAAGAAAUAUUAUAAUGCGGAGCCACAAUCAGUUGACUUUGUGGGAGCAGCAGAGGAAGUCAGAAAAGAGAUCAACUCCAGGGUUGAACAUCAGACUGAAGGUAAAAUCCAAAAUCUGCUGCCUCCUGGAUCCGUAGAUUCGCUCACCAGAUUAGUUCUGACAAACGCCCUCUACUUCAAAGGAAACUGGGCAACAAAGUUUGAAGCUGAAGCUACCAGGCAAAGGCCUUUCAGAAUAAACACGCAUACAACUAAACCAGUGCCAAUGAUGCACCUGAGUGAUAAAUUUAACUGGACCUACAUAGAAUCAGUCCAGACUGACGUUCUUGAACUUCCAUAUGUCGAUAAUGACCUCAGCAUGUUUGUCCUGUUACCAAGUCACAUCACUGGCCUACAAAAGCUAGAAAGAGAACUGACUUUGGAAAACCUGUCUGCAUGGACCAGCCCAGAAUUAAUGGAGAAAAUGAAAACAGAAGUUUAUCUGCCCAGGUUCACAUUAGAAGAGAAAUACGAUCUCAAAACUACAUUGAGCAAGAUGGGGAUACAAGAUGCCUUCAUUGAAGGUCAAGCUGAUUUCACAGGAAUGUCACAGAAUGGUGACUUGUUUUUGUCACAAGUCUUUCACAAGUGUUAUCUGGAAGUCAAUGAAGAAGGCACAGAGGCUGCAGCUGCCAGUUCAGCAACACUGGCAUCCCGAAGUCUUGGUGCUGCAGUUAUUUUUGCGGCAGAUCACCCUUUCCUCUUCUUUAUCAGGCACAACAAGACCAAGAGCAUCCUCUUCUUGGGAAGGUUCUCUUCCCCCGUUGCAGCAAUGGAACUGGUAUCAACAUCAGUUGGCAAAUUUACAGUUGAUCUUUUCAACAAGCUGAAUGAGAACAACAAAGGCAAAAAUAUUUUCUUUUCCCCUUGGAGUAUAUCAUCUGCUCUGGCUCUGACGUACCUGGGUGCAAAAGGCGAUACAGCAACAGAGAUGGCAGAGGUUCUUCAUUUCCUUCAAGCAGCAAGAGAUGAAGGCUCUUCUUCUGUGGUCAGACCUUCUCGGGGGCGACCAAAGAGAAGAAAAAUGGACCCUGAGCACAAGCAAGCUGAAGAUAUCCAUUCUGGCUUCAAACAGCUCCUGACUGCUAUCAACAAACCCAGAAGCACCUACUCGCUGAAAAGUGCCAAUCGAAUCUACAUUGAAAAAACCUUCCCAUUACUGCCUAGAUACAUACAGCUCAGUAAGAACUACUACAAAGCAGAGCCAGAGAAGGUUAACUUUAAGACAUCACCGGAACCAUCCAGAAAGCAAAUUAACGCUUGGGUUGAAAAACAAACUGAGGGAAAAAUAAAGAAUUUGCUGGGUUCACAAGAUGUGACAAAAAUGACCAUGAUGAUCCUGGUAAAUGCCAUUUACUUCAAGGCAGAAUGGGCAACGAAAUUUCAAGCAGGAAAAACAGAUCUUCAACCCUUUCGACUGAGCAAGAACAAGACCAAGCUUGUGAAGAUGAUGUACAGGAGGGAUACAUUUCCAGUUCUCAUAAUGGAAACAAUGAAUUUUAAAAUUAUUGAGUUGCCGUAUGUGAAACAUGAACUCAGUAUGUUCAUCCUCCUUCCUGAUGACAUCAAAGACAGCACAACGGGUCUUGAACAGCUGGAAAGAGAACUGACGUAUGAGAAGCUAUCUGAAUGGACUGAUUCCAAGAAGAUGACUGAAACUCUUGUGGAUCUGUACCUACCUAAGUUCAAAAUGGAGGAGACAUAUGACCUCAGUGAUAAUCUGAUCAGCAUGGGGAUGCACAGUGCCUUCAGCAGCAAUGCUGAUUUCACUGCAAUGUCUGAGAAGAGUGCUGUGCAGAUCUCCAAAGUUUUUCACAAGUCUUUUGUUGCAGUUGAUGAGGAAGGCACUGAGGCAGCUGCUGCUACUGCUGUAAUUAUAGAACUAGCAAGUGCCCCUGUCAGCCAUGUUCUGAAAUUUAGGGUUGACCACCCUUUCCACUUCUUCAUCAGACACAACAAAUCCAAGACCAUCCUCUUUUUUGGCAGAUUCUGCUCUCCCCUAGAAUGA
This is a messenger RNA of Chaetura pelagica (chimney swift), 2526 nucleotides long. RefSeq lists its product as uncharacterized. The record is from RefSeq and is a predicted model, not a curated record. The coding region runs from base 46 to 2526 and encodes 826 amino acids. Gene Ontology annotation, biological process: negative regulation of endopeptidase activity. Lineage: Eukaryota; Metazoa; Chordata; Aves; Apodiformes; Apodidae. Gene Ontology annotation, molecular function: serine-type endopeptidase inhibitor activity. The transcript is spliced from 15 exons.